CACUGAAUUAAUGUUACGUUUUGAGACUUUUAUUUUGAAAACGGUGUCCAUCUUUUAACUUUUGGUUGCGUUUACUGUAGUAGCAAGUACAGAUCACUUGUACGUUAAAUUUGUCGAAACAUGGCUUUCCAGUGUCAGAGGGACUGUUAUAUGCAAGAGUUCGACACAUGUGUCGUGUCUUGCGUGCCUGCAGAAUUAACCCUAGAGAAUAAUGGAAAGAAAGAAAAGCUGAAGGGCUUUAAUCUGAAACUGAAAGACACGAUUCUGUUUCCGGAGGGCGGAGGACAGCCUGAUGAUCAUGGGACGGUUGGAGGUGUCCCUGUCCUGCGUGUGUUGAGACAGGGUCCAGAGGCGGUGCAUUUCAUCAGCUCUGCUCUGGAGGAGGGUCAGGAGGUGCACAUCAAACUGGACUGGGAGCGGCGCUUUGACCACAUGCAGCAGCAUUCGGGUCAACACUUGAUCACAGCUUUGGCUGAUACAAUGUUUGGAUACAAAACUACCUCUUGGGAUUUAGGACGUCAGCGUAGCAGCAUAGAGCUGGACACAGCCACAGUGAAGCCUGGAGAGAUGGAGGCUUUGGAGGUGGCUGUGAAUGAGAAGAUUCGUGCACACAUUCCAGUAGCUGUCAAUCUCCUGUCCAUUGAUGAUCCUGCUGUGGAGAAGGUGAGAAGCCGUGGUCUUCCUGAUGACCACGCCGGUCCCAUCAGGAUCGUUGACAUUGAGGGUGUAGAUGCUAACAUGUGCUGUGGGACUCAUGUGUCCAACCUCAGUCACCUUCAGGUUAUCAAAAUUUUGGGGACUGAAAAAGGGAAGAAGAAUAAAACCAACCUGAUCUUCAUAGCUGGCAACAGAGUGCUGAAAUAUGCUGAAAAGAGUUACAGCAUUGAAAAAUCACUGACCGGCCUUCUCAAGACAGGGGCAGAUGAGCAUGUUGAUGCCGUGGACAAGCUACAGAAGACGGUCAAACGUCUUCAGAAGAGUAAUCUAAUUAUCCUGAGGGAAAUGGCUGUUCUGAUAGCGCAGAACUUCAAAAACAAACCAGACAGAGGAAACUUCUUCAGCUUACACAAUAAAGAUGGUGAUAAUGAGUUCAUGAACAUUAUUGCGAAUGAAAUUGGAUUUCAGGACACAGUGAUCUUUCUGACCGUGGGCGAGGAGAAGGGUGCGGGACUGUUCCUGCUCGCAGGGCCUGAGAAUAUCGUCACUGAAGUGGGACCUCGGGUGUCAGAGCUGCUGCAGGGUAAAGGAGCAGGAAAGGCUGGACAUUACCAGGGUAAAGCCAAUAGUUUGGUAAAGAGAGCAGAAGCUGAGGCUUUACUGAAGGAGCACAGCUGCAAACUCACCGCAGGAGAGGAAUAAAAAGGACGGCAGACAUACACUGAUAUUCAGCUGCUGUCAUGAUCAUCCAGACUCUGUUUACACCAAACACAUGCAUCAUGUUGCGACACAUCAAAACUAGAUUUUUUUGUUGCAGUCAAUGAAACAGUCUACGUCGCAACACAUCAUGAUGCACCUUCAGUUGAUAGAGGCUCCAUUUCUGUUUUUGAUCCAAUUCAUAACUAUUUUUCCUGGUCUUCAAAAAAAAAAUAAUAAUAAUAACAAUAACAUUUUUUUUUCUUUUUUUUCAUUUUGUUGUUUUAUUAGUUAUACUGUGUAUUAAACUUCUGACUUGUUGCAUCAAAGCCAGCUUGUGAUGUUUUGGACGUUCACAUUUAAUUAAUUUUACUAGUAAUAAUUUGAAGAGUACCAAUGUGUAAUUUGAAGAGUACCAACUCAGGGUUAUAUGAAUGAGUUGUUUGAUGAUUGUCUUAGUUUGAUCCAAAUUAAAUGACUCCAUGGCCUGUGAAGUUGAAAUUGUUUUAAUAUUUUAUUUUUUGCUUUGUUCAUUUGAAGUAAUCCUUCAGAAAUCACCAUAAUGCACAUAAUUCAUUGGAAAAAACAAAAAUACUCAAUUAAAUGCAUAAGAAUAAGAAACUAGCAGCAGUUCUAGUAAGACAUCUUAUAUAUAAACAUAUAUGUAUGUAUGUAAUAUGCUGCCUUGAAUCAUUGGGCUGUGUGUUGUCUUUUUAUGUCUUUUUUUGUCAAAGUAGAACAGUUCACCUGAAAUUGAAGGUUAUGUCAUCAUUUGCUCAACCUCAUGUAAUUCCAAAAUCAUGACUUAAUUUAUUUUGUUGAACAAAAUAGAUAUAUAUAAAAAGAGAUAUUUUGCAGAACAUUCAAGCCACUCGUUUCCAUACAGUUAAAUUUGGCAGGUUUUUGGCUCUCUCCAUGUCAUGUGCUAUAAUCCAAGUCUUUGGAUGUGUAUGUGUGUUGAACAGAACCAAAUUUAAUGAUGAAAAUGUUUAUUUGUGGGUGAACUGUUCCAUUUCAAAUCACAGAACAGGCCUGGAAAAUCAGUGCGUACAUACUGUACAUUUAGAGCAGUAGUUUUGUUUUAUUGGGCCAGUGAUCACCAGACAUAAAGCUGAUGGAAGACUGUAUUGUAUGAUUUACUCAUGCCCUACUGUACCACAGAGCUUGUGCUAAUAAACAAUCUUCCAGUUGA
Molecule: messenger RNA, 2545 nt
Organism: Cyprinus carpio (common carp)
Lineage: Eukaryota; Metazoa; Chordata; Actinopteri; Cypriniformes; Cyprinidae
Product: alanyl-tRNA editing protein Aarsd1
Biological process (GO): regulation of translational fidelity; alanyl-tRNA aminoacylation
Molecular function (GO): nucleic acid binding; alanine-tRNA ligase activity; ATP binding
Source: RefSeq, a predicted model, not a curated record